This is a messenger RNA of Hylaeus anthracinus, 5188 nucleotides long. RefSeq lists its product as uncharacterized. Bases 486 to 3314 code for a protein of 942 amino acids. Gene Ontology annotation, cellular component: nucleus. The record is from RefSeq and is a predicted model, not a curated record. Lineage: Eukaryota; Metazoa; Arthropoda; Insecta; Hymenoptera; Colletidae. The transcript has 15 exons. Gene Ontology annotation, molecular function: RNA binding.
UUAGCCUUCGUCUGAUACGCGCAAGCCUGUCACUGUCAUAGCUGGUCAUAGCGUCUCCCUACAGCUCAUACAAGUCAUACAGUUAUGGUUCUAAAAGAAGGAUAGUAAGUGAUUAUUUAGCAGUGUCGGUUGAUACUUUUACCGAGUUAUUCUAAAAUUUGGUACCAGCUGUUUCGAGUGUUUAUUCGACAUGAAAUCGUGGUUAACGUUCGAUUUUUAUUGAAAUAUUAAGUGCAUAUGACAAUACAGUUUAAAGUAUCGGUGCUUAAUUGGUGAUUUAUUGCUACGAAUCAUAACCUAAAACUUGUUCAAUAUAUGUGAUGAAUGUACGAACGACUAGGAAGUGGAGUAUCGUAACAGAAAGAUUACAGUUAUUUGUUCGUUACUUUUAAUACAAGAAGAGAGCAUUCAAGUGGUGCAAAACAUGCAUGUGUUGACGUUAUGAAAGAAAAAGUAUUUGACAAGGUUGUAUAUAUUUUGUCUCCAUGACUAAAGGAAAAUUAAGGGGCUCAGACUCCAAUAAUAAGUUAACAGCUUCUAAUGCAACUUUUAAAAAUGGAGAAACAUACACGUCAGAGUUUGAAAUUAAUGAAAUACCACCUAGUGCCCGCACAUUGCUUACAAAGGGUUACAUACAAGAUGAAAUCAAUUCUUACUCAGGUGCCACUGUAUCAACACGUGGGCGUUUCAUGACAGAUCAAGAAAAGUUACAGUAUCCUAAUGAACGUUCUCUGUACCUAUACAUACAAGGCCAUUCAAAACACAAUAUAGAUUUGGCUAUACAAAAGAUUAAUGAGAUUAUUAAAACAGAACAUCAGAGUUCUUUAAAUAGGCCAAGUAGAUUUACUAAUGCACCACCACCACUUAUGAGUUUACAUUCUGGAGUUACAUCUGUGGAAAAGAUAUGUGUUGGAAUAGAAAAUGCUCCAGAGGGGUUUGAUUUACGAGGUAGAAUUAUAGGUGCAGGAGGAGCAAAUUUAUUGUAUAUUAGGGGAGAAACUGGUGCAAAUGUAACUUUAAGGGGUAGAGGAUCACAAUUCAUUCAUCCAGCUUCAGGAACUGAAUCUCCAGAGCCACUACAUUUGUAUAUAGAGCAUCCAAAACCGGAAGCAUUACAAAAUGCAAAACAGUUAGCAAUUAAUUUAAUUCAAACAAUGCAGUCUGAAUUACAAUUAUACAUACAGCAACAACCACCCCCAGUACAAUCACAGCAAGUUAUAGAACAAUCGCAAAUACAACAAACACAAUUUCAAACCAUGAACAUUGGUACUUUGGGACAACCUAAUGUUGUUACUAUACAACAUCAAGAUAUCAUACAACAUCCGCAAAGUAGUGUAGUGACAUUGCCAGCAACAAUUCUCACUGCUACGGUAGCUGGUGCACCAGGAUCUGGCAUAACAGUUCCUCCACCUGGAGUACACAUUCCUCCUCAUUCUGGGCCAUUAGUACCGCCGCCGCAAGCUCAGGAAAUACAAACAUUCAUGCAACCUCCACCAGUGGGACAAGUGCAAUUAAUUGGUCCUCCAUCGACAGUAAGUCAAGUACAGUAUCAAAUUCAUCCUGGACAGCCACUACAAAUUCAAGGACUCCAACCUGGAUCACAGUCAUCGCCACAGCCUGUAGCGCAAAUGUAUGUUAUGAGUCAGCCACCUCCACAGAGUCCAGCUCAACAAAAUUUUAUUACGAGCAGCAGUGCACCAGUUAGCGGCGCAGUUUCUUAUGUCUACACGCAACCAAAUAUACAAAGGCCUUCCACACCACCGCAAGGAAUAAUCGAAACUGUCAAUGUGAAUUUACAACAACCGCCUCCGACAGCUCCAAUUAAUAUAACUCAACAACCUCCUCCACCAUUAUUGCAUCUUCAUUUUCCGCCGCCAAACUUCCCUCCAAAUCAACCACCACCUCCUGUACCACAGACUUAUCAAAUACAGUAUCAGCAAGUGCAAGCGCCAGUGUCACAAUCGCAAACACAGUUUGUGUUACAACCUGGAGACCAUAUUGUCCCACCACAAUUACAGCAAAAUCAUGAACAAUCUCAAGCUGUCGCUCAGCAUAUGUUACCUCCACAGUUUGAAGGUCAUACUCCUCAAUUCCACCUACAAGUACCUCCUCCAUCUACACAAACUUUCUUAGUCCCUAAUGCUCAAUCGCCCCAACAUCAUCUUCCUCCUGGAGCUGAAAUUCAGCAACAACAAGAAGGGCCAAUGGAUCAAGGAUCGCAGCCUCAGCCAGUUCCACCGCCGCAAAUUGUGCCACCACCAUCGGCUGGUCAAAUGCCAAAUUCUAUGAAUGUUCUUACAAGUAUUCCACCACCGACGCAAGCACCACCUCCACAAAAUGCUCCAUGGUUAUAUCAAACACAACAACCUCAACAAAUGAUGCAAUCUCAAGGUCAACUGCAGGUUCAGAUGCCACCAGGGAAUAUUCCUCUGCACAAUGUACCACCACCACAAGUUCAAGCGCAGAUACAGUAUCAUGCUCAACAUAUGCAAUAUCAAAAUGGUCAUAUGCCGCCGCAAGUGCAUUAUACAGUUCAACCACCGCAUCAGCAAUUUGAUCAAAAGCCCGAUUCUCCCGAACAGAAAUCGCAUGGUGUAAAGAGAAGGUUUUCCGAUGUUGAAGCAAACUCGGAAGCACCCCCAUAUCAGUGUGGACCACUACCCGCUCAGCGUCAUGGAACCGGAGAAGGUGAUCGACAGCAGCAGGUCUUACAUGGUCCAUCACCAACAGCUGCAGGCCUACCUCAUGGAGAUCGAAACAAGCUGCUAAUGCCACCUCCACAUACAGGUGAAAAACGAAGCUUGGACCAAAAAUCGGCUGGCAUAAGUUCAGUAAAUGAGCCGAAUCCAAUAGGAGAUUCGAUAAACAUUCAUCCUGGAGGUGGUCCGUCUUUACCUCCUCCGCUUCCACCGCAAGCACCAUGGCAGACUCAUCAUGUCAGAGCGCCAUGGGGUAGGCCACCGCCAAUGCCAAGAGACGCAGAUCACCAAGGAGUGUGUCCUGUGCUACCUCCGACAAAUAUGCCACCACCUCAAAUUAGACCCAGAGGACACGUUGAAGGCAAUCGUUCGCCCGUUCAAAAUGCAAUAUUGGAGCAUCCGUUGAAUGUCGAGUAUAAUCAAAUGCCACCGUAUACGACAAAACCUCCCCCUUACAAUUCACACCCAUUGAUGCAAUCCAUUUGCAAUCCACCGCCACCACCACCGCCACAUCAUCAACAGCGACCGCAGCAUCCUCAAACAAUGCAGCAUUAUCAGGUGCCAAUUUCUCAAACAUACCAGCCACCGACUUCCUGUCCACCGUGGAUGAAUUAAACAUACGCGAUGUUCGUAUCAAGUUCUUACGCUAGUACCUUAAAGAUGACUGAUGCAGUCCGUUCGAUUACACACUGUUUAAUUAAACUCUCUACGCCACGAGCGUUAUUCGUCCCGAAAGACGCGAUAAACGUUGUAUCGGAUGUCAUUGCAUCGCGUUAUCUUCAUUGAAUUGUUCCUUGCGAUAGUUAAUUAUAAUUUAAUUAUUCAUUGCGAACGUGUGGCUGGGAAAUGCUGUUCUGUAAAAAUGUGUAUAUGUUAAAAAUUAUUUAUAGUUAAGGUCUGUAAGGCUUUAGGUUAGCGUACGAUAGCAAUGAAUAUAUAUAUAUAUAAAUAUCGUCUUACGAACAAAUACGAAUAACUCCGAUAUCGUCGAUCUAAUUGUGUAUGUAAUAUCGAAUCGUGCGAAUCAUUAUUUGCAACGAAAGACUACUAACUAUGCGGUGCGAUGCGGGUGCAUGUAGUUAGAAUGAAGUUAUUCUAAUUAGUUCCAAGAAAUGCUUUUUAGUAUUCACGCACACAGACACACGCGAGGAUUUAGGUGAUAUAAUUUUUUGUAUCGACAGAACAUAAUUAGUCGUACUUAGCCCGUAUCGUUUUGCCGUCGGCAUAAUUCACGGUACGAUUUAUUGUAAUGUUGGGCAAAAUGUUAUCUAUUAUUGUCAUUAUCGAGUAAUGAAACGCGAUUAACUGUGAAUAAUUACAAAUUAUUGAUUCAUGAUUGCAGAUUAUAAAUGCAGUUCGUAAUUAACGAUUAAUCACUUCCAGCUUUGGUCCAUUCAUAGACAAUUUACAUACGGUGUACGCGAAUGAAUCGUUGCCGACGGUUAUACGAAGCGUUAUCGAAAUUUCGGAGUUUCUUUUGCGCGAGAAUUUACUAUAAUUCUAUGUGAAUUACUCAGCGAGAGACGCAUAAUUAAUUAAUCACUGUUUUAGUUCAGUAUCUGUGAUUUCACGGUUGAGUAAAUAGGUGUAAUAAUUACAUCACGUCUUCAUGUGCGUCUUCAUCAAGUAAUUCGCGAUGCAGUAUAUUUCAGCGUCAAGUUUUGUUCUACUGAAUUUUGACUGAUAUACGAAAUCUUUUAACUUGGGUUAAGUUAUCAUUUUUUAUGAUUUAAUUAUAGAAAUAUAUUUUCCGAUGGAACACCAUCUUUGAAUAAAUUAAUUUAAUCGUAAGAAAUUGUGUUUCGGUAUUAUUCUUCAUCUCUUUACUUCACGCACAUUUAAAAUUUAUUUCUAGUAACGCCAAUGAUUUUUUUUUUGUCCUUUUCUUCUUUUAUGCGAUCGGAAAAUGAAAUUAUGGAUCGAAGAAUGUGAUAGUACGUAUCAAAGUGUUGGUUGGUCAAUUUUCCCUUAGAAUAUAAGAUAUUACAGGGUAGAGUCUAAGAAGCGAUGGGACUGAGGUACUUAAACUUAAAAAAUAUUCUUAGUUUCAUAUGUUCUAACACCUUGCUAAAUUAUUCGAAGGACACAUCUAUUUUCACAUUUCUGAAACGUUCAAAGGACCAUUUGUUCUUCAUACUAAAUUAUGAGAAUAGGUGGAGUCUAUAUUAUUACUAAAAUAUUUUCGGGAACUUUUCAUUCUAGAAGCGCUGCAGCGUUAUUUGAUUCUAAAUCAAUAACGUUGGAUGUGUCACGUAAUGGUCAGGCAUUACAUAAAUCGAAUUAAAUGAUAUCAUUCCAUUAAGCGUUCAGUCUAUUUUAUACCUUGUCCGCGUUUACAUGCCAAUCAAAUUAAAACCUGUUACAGUAGAAUUAUUCGAAACAUGAUAUAUAUUAAAUUAACAAAUAAUCUAAUACAAAUCUUACUUAAAAGGGUCGUUAUUGUAUCUGUGAUCAAUGUUCUAUUAAGUAUUAAAGUCUAAGAAACAUCA